Molecule: messenger RNA, 4158 nt
Organism: Daphnia pulicaria
Lineage: Eukaryota; Metazoa; Arthropoda; Branchiopoda; Diplostraca; Daphniidae
Gene: Pi3K92E
Product: phosphatidylinositol 4,5-bisphosphate 3-kinase catalytic subunit beta isoform-like
Exons: 8
Coding region: 329-3676 (1115 amino acids)
Biological process (GO): phosphatidylinositol-mediated signaling; phosphatidylinositol 3-kinase/protein kinase B signal transduction; phosphatidylinositol-3-phosphate biosynthetic process
Cellular component (GO): phosphatidylinositol 3-kinase complex; cytoplasm; plasma membrane
Molecular function (GO): 1-phosphatidylinositol-4-phosphate 3-kinase activity; 1-phosphatidylinositol-3-kinase activity
Source: RefSeq, a predicted model, not a curated record
UUUCCUGGAACUUGUGUUUAUCUUGUUUUUGUUUGUUUUUUAAAUAUUUUUUUUCUACAUCUUGGUUCGUUAGUCAACUGUUAGGAAUGCGAACAAACAUCCGCCCGUAUCGUCGCUGAAUUAUCACUUCACGACACUUAUCACCGUUUUCUUAUAGGUCGUAAUUCCGUGGAAGUGGUAAAACUUGGUUUUUCCAAAGUAAAAAUGAAGUAGAGGGGAAGUUUGUUUGCAUCUUUGGAUCCGUUGAUGUGACCUCCCGCAGCGUUAAUCAUUUGAAGCUGUGAUCUCUCCAUACACAACAGGGUAUUAUAUGUAUUGUUUUUAGAAAAUGUCACCAGCCAGCCCAUUCAACAUGUGGGCCAAUCCAUCUCAAGACGCCAAGAUCACGAUAAAUUGCCUGAUGCCCAACAGUAUUCUUAUUCCCUUAGAUGUCAUGUCUAAUGCUGUGCUGUCAGAACUUAAAGAAGAAUUAUGGGAAGAAGCAAGGAAAUAUCCGCUGCAAGGCCUGCUGAAGGAACAGUCCUCCUACAACUUUAUGUGUGUCAAUUGCAUGGCAGAAAGGGAAACGCUCAUCGACGAAAGCAGACGACUAUGCGACGUCAAACCUUUCUACAACCUACUCAAGGUGGUGGAGCGAGAAGGUGACAAAGCAGAAGAAACACUCAACACCAAAAUCGGCCAACUUAUCGGUAAAGGAUUACACGAUUUCGAUUCACUCAAGUCCCUUGAAGUCAACGAAUUUCGAUGGAGAAUGAAGGACAUGGUGUCGGCCAUUAGCAGGGAAAGGGAAGACACCUCAACACUAGACAGGAUCAAGCAACAAUAUCCGUGUGACAUGGCAGAAUCGGAUGAUUUGCCGGCGUAUCUUGCACCCAAACUGCGCGAUGGAGUAAUGCAGGUGAACAUCCAACUGGAAAACAUGGAGACUUGCUUCUCGUUCUCUAUCGCCCACACGUCCACACCGUUCCAGCUGACAACAAUGGCGUUGCAAAGGAAUGCUCAUCUCCUUGGCCAGUAUCCCAUCGACGAAGAUAUUGGCUGUGGUCACGUCCUCAAAGUCAGCGGCCGGCAAGAAUACCUGAUUGGCGACUUUCCUUUGUCCCGCUUUCUCUAUGUUCGCAAUACGUUAACCAGAGAAGAGCAUCCGUCGUUUGUCGUCGUGGCCAGCCAAAGCGUCAUUCUGGAAUCUGUCAGUACCAUGUCCAGCGCUUUGUCCAGCGCCCAAGAAGCUGAAGCUGUCAAACGAAACUCACGCAACUCUUUCCCGACAAUGCGCAAGAAACAGUCGCUACUCUCAUGGAACGUUGACUCCCAUUUUUCCUUUCGAGUGGAAAGCGUUUCGUUACUCAACACAAGCGAAUCGGAGGUAGGAAUUCAAGCUGGAAUUUUCCACGGAGGUCGCUCUUUAUGUGAGCCAAGAAAAACGCAAGCGAAAAGCUACGCAAACGGCGAGUGUACUUGGAAUGAAGAACUGACAUUCGAUUUAAAGGUGCGAGAUUUACCCCGCGCCGCCAGAUUGUGCUUAGUCGUCUACAGUCUGUCAAAAAUGUCCAAAGGUGCCAAAGGAUCUCGUCGAACGUUCAAGGAUCUUGAAAAUGAAAUGUACAUUAACCAGUUGGCGUGGGCCAACACGACCAUCUUCGAUUACGAAGGGCUUCUCAAAACGGGAUCAUUUACCUUAUACAUGUGGACCUAUGCCGAAGAUGUACAGAACGAAGAGAUCAUGAAUCCAUUAGGUACGGUCGUCUCCAAUCCAAACGUGGAUCACGCAACAGCCCUGACACUGGCGUUCACCAAGUGUCAGGACAGCAAAUUGGUUCUCUAUCCCAAAAUGGAGGACAUUUGUGCAGCAGCCGCUAAUUUUAGAGAUGAACUAUCUGACGAUAGCGGUUUGUCGUCGCUAAAUUCUCUUAGUGGAGAUACCAGUAGCUUGAGUAGCCUCAGUAUUGCUAGCACCGCCAGUAUUAACAGUUUAAACAGUAUCAACAGUUUGAAUAGUAUGGCCAGUACGAGCAGUUUGUCGUCGAAGCGGAGCAACGGGUCGGCCAUGUUUUACAUUACGGAGCAGUUGCGUUACACGGCCGAACGCGAUCCCCUUCACGAAAUGCACGAAGACGAGAGGAGAUUCUUGUGGUCUUUACGCUAUCAAAUAUCUCAGCAGGUGCCUAACCUCUUGCCAAAGCUCUUGCUUUGCAUCGAAUGGAACGAUUACAAGGAAACGGCAGAAAUGCUCUCACUCCUGCCCAAAUGGCCCAAACUGCCUCCGGCCAGGGCGUUGGAAUUGUUGGAUUUCGCUUACGCCGAUGCCGGGGUUAGAAGUUUCGCCAUUGAGUGCGUUCGUCAAGUCAGCGAUGACGAGCUGCUACUUUACUUGCUUCAACUUGUCCAAGCGCUCAAACACGAGAGCUACCUGGAGUGUGAUCUAGUCAACUUUCUCAUCGUUCGUGCCUUGAGAAACCGAAAAAUUGGCCAUUUCCUCUUUUGGCAUUUGAGAGCCGAAAUGCAUGUCCCGGCUGUUGCUGUCCGUUUCGGGCUGAUGUUAGAGGCCUAUUGUCGCGGUGCUCCGGACCACAUGAAAGUCUUUUCUCGUCAAUUAGCGGCACUCGACAGGCUCCAGGAAACAAGCGAAAUGGCCCGGCAGAAGAAGGAGGGUCGUGACAAACUCAAGCAGCUUGUGCAGGAGUCGUUGAGGCAGAACCAUUUCUACGAGGCACUGUCGGACCUUCUUUGCCCGCUGGACCCAGCUUUACGUUGCCGCCGCAUCCGGGUGGAGAAGUGCAAGACCAUGGACAGCAAGAUGAGACCUCUGUGGGCCGUUUUCGAGAAUGAGGAUCCAUCCGGCAGCGACAUUUAUUUCAUCUUCAAGCACGGCGAUGAUCUCCGCCAGGACAUGCUCACACUGCAAAUGAUUCGCAUCAUGGAUCGAUUGUGGAAGCAAGCUGGCCUGGAUUUGCGGAUGAAUCCCUACGGCUGCAUUUCCACUGGCAACCGUGUAGGAUUGAUUGAAGUCGUUCUCGACGCCGACACUAUAGCAAACAUUCAAAAAGAAAAGGGGGUUACCAAAGUGACGGCCACUUUUGAAAAGGGUUCCCUCCUGGCUUGGUUAAAAGAUCACAACCCAACUGAAACUGCUUUGAACAACGCCAUCGAGCAAUUUAGCCUGUCAUGCGCAGGUUAUUGCGUUGCCACUUACGUGCUGGGCAUAGCCGACCGGCAUUCAGACAACAUUAUGGUCAAGAAAAACGGCCAACUGUUUCAUAUCGAUUUCGGUCACAUCCUCGGGCAUUUCAAAGAGAAAUUCGGCAUUAGGCGUGAGCGUGUGCCGUUCGUGUUGACUCACGAUUUCGAGCACGUCAUCACGAAAGGUCAAACUAAAAAAGGAAACGGUCCCGUCCGGUUUGAAGCCUUUCAAAAUAACUGCGAGCAGGCGUUCCUUGUUCUUCGACGUCACGGCUCAUUUAUUAUCUCCUUACUUGCCAUGAUGAUCUCCACCGGUCUGCCGGAACUGAGCUGCGAAAAGGAUUUGAACUAUCUUCGUGAAACGAUGGUUCUCGAUCUCUCGGAGCAGGAGGCUUUGCGUCAUUUUCGUUCACAAUUCGAAGAAGCGAAAAAGAAUUCGUGGAAGACGUCAAUCAAUUGGACUAUCCAUAAUUUGGCUAGUGACAAUCGCCAAUAAGCGCCAAGUGGACGUGUAGUUCCUUUGACUGCCACAUCUCAUUCCACAAAACCGCCUAUCACUCCUUUAGUCAUCAAAUCACAAGCUGGUCUUCUGAGUGCCUUAUUAUCUAAACUAUGGACGAUAACAAAAACAAAACCUGAUGACCAUCACCCUUGCCCAUGUAAGUGCAAUAUGUCAACGACUGUCCCAUUAAAUGAGUCUUUCAAUAUCGUAGUCGACACCCUUGCCAAUUGCUAGACGUGAUAAUGUUCUCCUUCCCCCACACCCUCAUGUUGAUUAACCGCCAUCCAAGCAUGAAUUUUUAUCUCCCACGCUGACUCCUACCUUAUUGCAACACACACACACAAACACACAUGCCUGCGUAAUGGUUGAAGCAAUAAUGAAUUCACUCAUUUUCUUACACUUGCCACCCUGCGUUGUUUUGUUGAUUCGUGUGGAGGAAAGAGCAAAGAAAAAAUAAUAAAUUUAAAUUGUCGCAA